UCCGCCCGCCGCCCCCCGAGCCCCGGUGCGUCCCUGUGUGUGCCUGGCCGGCCCUUUCCAGCAUUGUUAUUUCCCCAUCUUGGCUGCGGGGCUUGGCUGAUGUGCGGGCCAAGGCGCUGCUCUCGUCGUCGUCGUCGUCGUCUCGGGUCCCCCACGCCCAGUCCUCCGGGAGGCCCCGCAUCGCAGCCUCCCGCAGCAGCGCCUGGCGGGGAGCGCGGUCGGGAGCCCGGCGGUCCCCCACCGAAUCUGGGCGAUUCUGUGCGCUCGCUGGGGCCCCUCGUCCCCUCCUUCCCGACUGGGUUUCGUUGGAAGGAAUUAUGCAAAUCCUGCUUUCUGGUGUCCAUUCAGCGGCAAUUUCAUGCGGGUUUGAAAGUAUUCUUGAAGGGCUGUUUGGACCUGCAUUAUUAAAAGAUCUCAGUUUAUUUAAAGACUGUGAACCUGAAAGCAUUUCUGAUUGGACUUUCGAUGAAAAUUGUCUUUUUUGUUGCUUGAGAAGAGAUAAAGUAAAGGGACACUUAGUCGGUCUGGAUGAACCAGCUUCGGGAGCUGGGCAAGAAGCUCUGCUUAAACAAGAGCAAGCAAAAAUCAUUCGGUUCGAGAGACAAGCAGAAGAGUUCCUCAAUGCAGUCUUUUAUAGAAAAGACAGUCCCUGGGUCUCCGACCCCAAUAUUCCCCUAGUGGCCCGUGAGAUCAUGCAGCGAAUGAUCCAACAAUUUGCUGCUGAAUAUACCUCAAAAAAUAGCUCUACUCAGGACCCCAGCCAGCCCAAUAGCACAAAGAACCAAAGCCUGCCGAAAGCAUCUCCAGUCACCACCUCUCCCACGGCUGCAACUACUCAGAACCCUGUGCUCAGCAAACUUCUCAUGGCUGACCAAGACUCACCUCUGGACCUUACUGUCAAAAAGUCUCAGUCAGAACCUAGCGAACAAGACGGUGUACUUGAUCUCUCCACUAAGAAAAGUCCAUGUGCUGGCAGCACUUCCCUGAGCCAUUCUCCAGGUUGCUCCAGUACUCAAGGGAACGGUGAGAGCUCAACAGAAGCAAUAGAAGUCGACUCUAACAAUCAGUCGAAGUCACCCCUGGAGAAGUUUAUGGUCAAGCUGUGCACUCAUCACCAGAAGCAGUUCAUCCGUGUCCUGAGUGACCUGUACACUGAAUCUCAGCCAGGUGCUGAGGACCUGCGACCUUUUGAUUCUGGAGCAAUGGAUGCAUCCACUUGCAAUGCUGGCUGUGCCCAGCUAGGCACCAAACACCAGGAAAAGGAUGCUGUGUGUGUCGAUGUGAAGUCUCUUACUUCUGUAGAUUUAUUCAUAGACUCACCAGGUUCUCAGGGCUCUCUUCACUUGUCAGAACAGGCCCUGAAGGAGCCUUCCAACGAGACAAACUCUAUAGAAUUAAGAGAGAAUGCCUUGACCUUUGUCCAGAACGAUUCUUCUGAAAUUCCAACCACUAAACCCAGUUCUGGUAAUUCGGUGGAUAGUUCCACUCCGGGAUACCUCACUGCAUCUGAUUCUUCCUCACUCAACUUCCACCACAUCUCAAAGAACUUGGAGGGGCAAACCACUGGAGAGGAGGAAGACACAAGCGUGAAAAUGUCUGAGGAUGGGAGAGACCAGGUACAGAGUUCAGCAUUAGUAGAAAGUCUGGUGACCGUAAAAGUGGUAGCUGAGAAUACUGAGGAGUGCAACAGCAGUAUUGUUUCUCAAAGAAAUUCAUUCAAAGCUUUAUCAGACGAGCCUUGGAACUCAGGGUUUAUGGGGAAUUCACCUAGAACUGCUGACAAGGAGAAUGCUUUGCAGUGUAGCUCAAAAACACCAUUGCUCCAAGAUUUAGAGGGAAGUGAACAAGAUGCAAGUCCAAAGCAAGAGAACCAUCUUCACCCACUAGGAAGAAAUAGAGUGGGUUAUCAUUUUCAUCCCAGUGAUAAGGGCCAGUUUGAUCAUUCCAAAGAUGGUUGGUUAGCCCCCAGCCCCAUGUCAGCUGUACACAAAGCAUCUAACGGACAUUCACGAACCAAGAUGAUGCCAACUUCCAUUAAGACAGCUCGGAAGAGUAAAAGGGCAUCAGGGUUGAGGAUCAACGACUAUGAUAAUCAGUGUGAUGUCGUGUAUAUCAGUCAGCCAAUAACAGAAUGCCAUUUUGAAAACCAGCGAUCAGUACUCUCCUCUCGGAAAACAGCCAGGAAGAGUACACGAGGUUACUUUUUCAAUGGUGAUUGUUGCGAGCUGCCAACCGUGCGCACACUGGCCAGAAAUUUACACACACAAGAAAAAGCUAGCUGCUCCACACUCUCAUCAGAGGCAGUGGCCUCUCCCCAGCAGACACCCGUCAUGCCCGCCCCUAACCCUACAGCAGAGGUACAGCACCCCAGAGAAGAUAACUCUGAAGAAUUCAGUCAAGAAAUAACCUCUCACCCAGAAAGAGACACAGAUGCUUCAUCAGAAAAAGAUCUUCCAGAACCUGAGGCUAGCCCCGUGCUGAAUGAACCAAAUCUCAGCAGCUCCUCUGGGUCAAAGGAAGCCACCAGCAACCUGGUGUGGCCUCUCUCAGAUCCCCCUCCUGAAGAAGAUGUGCCAGAAAGCUGCACCAUAGUCCCAGCUCCCGCUGCAAGUGGGAUACCUUCCCCUGAGCAAGACCCACAGCCAGUAGAAUUGCUGGAUACAGAGGAAGUGAAUGUAUCCCAAGAUAGUCACCAGGUUUCCUGUACCGAAAGCAUUACUAAAGAAGGUAGCGAAGAUGUUGUUUCUGGGCCUCACAGUUCUCCUGAGCUAGUCAACCCAGAGGAAAAUCCGUGCUCAGAAAAUCAAAGUCCCCCAGCAGACUUGGAGCCUCCCCUCAGCCCGGGAAAGGCUGAGAAUCAUGAAAGCAUCAGUACUGAGGAGACCAAGGCUGAAGAUACUCCGGAGCUAGAUGCAGACCCACUGUUGAAGGAAACCAUUGCACUUCCUAGUGAAAACCCCGGUGAGAUUGAGGAAAGUGAGACAGCAGGCAGUAUAGGAGAAUUAGAAGAAGAGGAAAGUGAUAAAAAACAUACUUCAGAAAGAGAUGUGUGUGAUCAAAGCACUGACUCACCUGAAGAGAAUCUGGACAAAAAGAAAAAAGGUAGAAAAGUCCCUGAAGCUUCUGAUAGGUGCCUAAGAAGUCAACUUUCAGAUUCUUCAUCUGCCGAUAGGUGCCUAAAACAUCAAAAUUCAGAUUCUUCCUUACCUUGUCCUGAGAUUAAAGUUCCUAAAACUGCUGGUGUAAAACAUUCUAAAAAAGAUGGAUACUCUGGCGAGACAGUACCUGAGAGUUCUCUGACUGGUGGUUUUCCUACAGAAGAGGCCACUGAAAACCCAGACACCAGUAGGAAUUCCUCUGCAAAAGACAUGGAGCAAGACAGUGAGGGAAGUGGCGUCAUCACUAGACAGAGUUUGAAAAACAUGUUGGCAAAGGAAGUCAAGGAGGAUAUAGGAGAUACUUUCUCCAGUGAUCCAUCAACCACAGCUAGCCAACUCUUGGCCGGAGAGAGACUGGAAAUCUAUGUUCCUUCUAAGUUGGAUGAGAAAAAUACUCAUGACCCUACAGAAGAUAAUCCUUGUACUUAUCCAGAACAAUCAAAAGAGAAGCCAGAGUCUCCUCCUGCACUUCCUAUAGAGGAAGUUGUAACUGAGGUAGCCAGUACAAUUACCCAGCACAAAGAUGGUGAUGGGGAUGUGGCCUCUAGCACACCUGGGUUGUUAGGGAGUAGAAAUGGGGAUGCUGUUGGGUCACCCAAAUGGGUACCAAGGCUUACCAGGCUGACCUCUUCAACCUAUAACCUAAGACAUACUCAUUCUCUGGACUCCUCCUCAGAUACUCCAAAAGUGAGAUCAGAAAAAGAAGUAGCAGAAAAGAACCCAAUGCCAAAGGAAAACAAAGCCUUGGAGAAUAGAGACCCCUCAGAAGAGGAGGAAGUGGACAUGCUGGUAGAUGAGCGACCAAAGUUUGUAGAGUGGUGUGCUGAGGAGGAGAACCAGGAGCUUAUUGCCAACUUCAACGCCCAAUACAUGAAAGUUCAGAAAGGCUGGAUCCAGUUAGAGAAAGAAUCUCAGCCAGCACCAAGAGCAAGGAACAGGUCAGAUAAACUGAAGGAGAUUUGGAAAAGCAAAAAGCGGUCACGGAAAUGUCGGAGUUCUUCAGAGGUACAAAAGUUUUCUCCUGUACAGAUGCUAUUUAUGACCAACUUUAAAUUAUCUAAUGUUUGUAAAUGGUUCUUAGAAACAACAGAAACCCGGUCUCUUGUCAUUGUGAAGAAGCUCAACACUCGACUUCCGGGAGACAUCCCCCUUGUCAAGCACCCUCUGCAGAAAUACCCUUCUUCCAGCCUGUACCCCAGCUCACUGCAGGCUGAACGCUUGAAAAAACACUUGAAGAAAUUUCCUGGCGCUACUCCUGCUCGUAACAAUUGGAAAACACAGAAGCUCUGGGCUAAAUUCCAAGAGAAUCCUGACCAAAUGGAGCCAGAGAAUGCCACUAAGGUGAGCCUCAGCCCCAAUUCUGAAGAUACUACAGCAGAAGCUAAGGAGGGUAGAAAUAGCCAUCCUUCCACAAACUCACCUACGCCAGCCAGUACCCGGAUCCUUAGAAAAUAUUCCAACAUUCGCGGAAAACUCAGAGCCCAGCAGCGCUUGGUCAAGAAUGAGAAAAUGGAAAGCCCAUUUAGUCUGACUGUGGAAAAUAAGCAGAGUUCUAAGAGUGUUUGCAUCAAUCCUCUGAUGUCCCCCAAACUUGCCCUGCAGGUGGAUGUAAAUGGGUUUCCCCUUAAGGCCAAGAGUGCUGAUGGAAUGAAGGGAAGAAAAGGGAAACAGAUGUCUGAAAUCUUGCCAAAAGCAGAAAAUCAAAAUAAACGCAGGCGAACAGAAAGCAGCAGCACUCAGGAUAGGAAGGACAAAGGACCAGGGGCAAAAACCAGCAGAGAGAAGCAUAUUGAUGCUGCAUCCAAGUCCUCCACUGCCAGGAAGCCAGCUGCGAGGGACAGAAUCAACCAACUGCCCAGAAAAACAUCUUCAAAAGAGAGUCGAGUGAAGACCCCUAAAAGGUCCUCUGGGAAGAGCUGUCCUCCCUCCAGGAAAGAGAAAGAGAACGCAAACAAAAAACCUAGCCAGCCUGCCACGCUGGAGUCAGUGACAAAACCUGCUAAGCAGAAAGGGGGAGCAGGUGAUUCCUCCAGGCCACAGAAAGCCACAAACAGGAAGCAAAGCGGUGGAAAGACCCGGAGCCGACUCCUGACAAAAGCCACCGAGACCAGCACCGCCCAGAAAAAGCGAAAGCUGAAGGCAAAGCCAGACUCUUCGCAUGGCAAACGGAGACGACUGGAUACGAAGUGAUUGGAAGGGUGGUAUCUAGGAGUAAAACUUUUCUAGAAGUAACCCUUUAUUUUGCAUUAACUAAAUCUGCUUCUCAAGCCUUUCAAAUCUGCAGUUAAUGGAGAACGCAAUUGAAGAUGUCAGAAGAUGCGGCUCAGAUGGAGAAGGGAACUUGCAGAGUCUUUCUCUGAGGCUGAGUGAGGGAAGUUAUAUAUUAUAUUCUUCUUGUUCCUUGGGUUUUAAACUUGGAACUGAGCAGUUUUAGUUUUUGAAAGUACAGUGCCUUAUUUAUCCUUUUUGUUUUUAAAUUUACAAAAGCUAAAAAGCAGAUCUAUGUGAUUAAAGGCUUGUAUUUUAUACUUGAUGCACAAGCACUUGUCCUGUAGCCGAGAAGACCACCAUCAUGCACAUAAAGUAGCUUUUGAGCAGCCGCCCUGCAGUGUCUGCCUGCGAGCAGAUACUCCUCCUUGCAAACCACAGCAGUGAACUUCCCUCUCUGUCUUGUUUGUUUAAAUAUUUGAAAGCUAAACCAAAUCCUUUUUAUGACAUGUGAAGAAUGCGGAGGGCAUUUAUAAUUACAAAAGAUGGAUAUUUCUGUUACCCCUUUUAAAGAGUAACAUAUUCAUUGAGGUCACUCCUCUUACCAUUGAGUUUUUGUCAUUGAGAACUGGUAUCCUAAAUUUUAUGCCCUGGGACAAAAGGUAUGUUGCAGAGUGCUAAUAUUGGUUUGUGAAAUUAUGUACAUCCCCCAGAUUAUUUGUUACUGAUUCUUGUCAUCCUUUUCAUUUUGGUUCAAGUAAGCUUUCCUACCCAGGUUUUUCAUCUUUGAGAAAACAUAAUUAGAAUUGUUUAGUCUUGUCACUGUAAUUUGACCAAUCAGUAUGACAGUGAGUGUUUUAAUUUUAAUUUUCUUUUUUACCGGGAGUACUCCAUAUUCAAAGAAAGCCAAGAUAAUAUCUCCAGUAAUAGAAAAGUAUGAGAGAGAGAGAGAGAGAGAGAGAGAGAGAGAGAGAGAGAGAGAGAGAAUGUUUGUAUUUGCGUGCACAUACAUGUGCUUAUCAGUCACAAAUGCCUCCCAUUUCUGGUUUUACGGUAAAAUUCUUUCUACUCAUGCAGCAUGCUGGGGUGUUCAUCAACUGGGUAACUAGCACAGGCCAUUUGACUUAAAGGUGGCCCAGAGCUUUGAUGAACAUCCAUAGAAUCACUUUGGCACCACACUCAGAAAAGUCUGAGCAGCAGAGAAUUACGUAAAGGUCAGAACAACCUUGAAUUGUAGAUGCAGCUCCGGGAACUCCUAGUCUGCCCACAUACUCACUGUCCCUGGAGUUGUUAUGUCCCAAUGUUCAUGUCCAUGUUUAGAGCUGAUUGGUUAGUACCAUACUAGUAGUUACUGCUUGUAGCAUCACUCCUGCCCCUUUCAUGUCAGCUCAGUUCCAUAGCUCAAAAAAUGAGAGCUGCAAUAAUUAUAACUAAUAUUUGCCUUUCCCAAGUGAGCUAGGUUUACUGGCUUUAGCUUGGUGCCUAUAACAUUGUCCAUUAUAGCACAGUGUGUACUUGACAUUACCAUUGGACCACUCUGCAAAAUGGCUUGGUUGUUUAAAGCCUCAACCAGCUUUUCUAAAAUAGUCUAAUAUAGUCUGUCACUGAAAUAGGCUUGUCUGGACAGCUACUACUGUGUCCUUCUUGUUAAAGUUUUCUUCAUUUAGAUUGUUCAGAUCUAUUUACAUAAGCCCAGAUGGUCUAUUUUUCAUGCAAUAAUUCAUUCAGAACAUGAUAAAGCAGACCUUCUUUCCACUCUGUUACGGGUUUGCUCUAGAUAUUGAACAUUUCUGAUAAUUAGUAAGGAUUACAGAAAUAGCUUUUGAUUAGUGGGAAAAUGAGAAUUGUAUUGAAUUUCACCGAGUGAUGCUUACUCUCUUCAGUGAAGUCUUGGGUUUGGGAUGAUUUUUUAGGGGGAGUGGGAGUUGGGCAAAUUGUUUUUUGUUCUCUUUGUCCCCGCGUCCCCUCUAGCCUAUGAGUUUUGUUCUUGUUGUUUUCUUUCCUUGACUUUGGUCGUCCAAAGCUACCUAUGUUAAUAAGACUGCUGAGUAUGUAUUGGCAACUCUUCCCCAGCAUUAUGUUGCACAGAAGCAUUAAUAUGUUUUGAGUGAGUUCAUUUACUCUUUGCAAAAGUAGUUUUAAAUUUUUUACAAGAAUCUUUUCCCAUAGCCAUCACUCAAUAUUGUUUUUUUGUGGUGACUUGUGUUGAAGUUCGCCUGUGUCAGGUGUGCAGAUUCCUGGACAUGGGUCCCAGUCCCCCCAAUCACCCCCCCCAUCCCAUAGCUGCAGUCUGCCUUGUGAAGAUGCUCUGAGUAAUUCCGGAGAGGGAGAAGGCAGUCAUAUGGGUGGGCCUGUUCAAUUCCAGGUGUAGCAUUCAUUCCAUUGCUCCUCAGAGUUCUUCCUCAUUUUUGAAAGCUUUUUUCAACAUAAUAGCUUUCUCUCUCAUUCUAGUCAGCAUUUGAGGAAAAGUGUGAAGUGUGUGUAUAUAUUUUAUCCAUCCAACACUGCAGUGCAUCAUCUUUAUUUUUUUUUUUUUUAGUGAAUCAUCUUUCAAAUCAGCUUACAUUGUAUGGUAGUGGAUACCUAUUUUAAAUAGAAUUGGAUUUCACAUCAUCAUAACACAUUUGCUGAAUCACAAUUUGACUACUUUGGUUAAUUUCUCUAAUAGGAAAAACAUUUUUUUUUAAUCGGAGGAACAACUCUGAAAGGUUCUUUGAUACUUUAUACUAGAUAUUGACAACCCUGCUCUCUGAUCAUUCCACGCCCAGUCUUGGCAUUAACUCGUCUCCCCUUGUUCUGCCUUUCUUCUGAAGACCGUCCUGUACACACCUUCACACUUGGUUUGCUGCCGGGUGCAAGGGAAGGCCCACAUUCCGGGUUAGUCAUGAGAAAGAAAUUCUGCUUCUGGUCUUUGUUCAUGACGUCACCGUCCCAGUGUUGGUGGUGAUGACCCGAGAGCGAUGGUCUAACCUCUGAGGGAGCGGGAAGCGAGCUGAGAAACAGCAGAGCUCUCAUAAAGCUCUCCCAUAGUACCCCAGAGCAGGGCUCUCCCCAGGAUACCCAUUCUCUUUCCUGUGAGCUGCCCUGUGUCUGGAAGGGCAUCAUGAAGGUGUCUUGCACCUGGAAGGGCGCCGUGAAGGUGUCUUCAGUUCAAGUUUAGAUCCUCACCCAGAUAACAUUUCCAUACAUGCAGCCUCUUAAGCAUCAGGAAGAUCAUGAAACUUGUGUCUGCUCUUGAGGCUCCGUAGAGGUGUGAUUAGUGUCUAGAUCGGCAGUGGGUAGUCUCUGGAAUUCCCGAGGGAGACUGUGUUUAUACCUGUGUUCCACUAAAGAUUUGUACACGAGCCUUAUCAAAAACAAUAAUAGCAUUAGACCAUUUCAUGCCAUCGCCCCUGCAUUAUUGUAGAUCGAAGUGCUGUUGAUCAUCCCUUCACAUUCAAGGUGCUUCUCAUGGGAUCCUCUUUGCAUCAUGUACUGCCCAAAUGACUUACUGCUCAGUUAGGUCAUCCAUAUAUGACGUCACUUACAGACAGUUCCUUUGAAGUCUGGCCACUUUCCUGCCUUGUGAUGAAUUCUUUGUUGAGAAGUGAAACAGUAAGUCUUUUGUGAUUUAUCUUCUUCAGUGUUCUAGAACCAAGAAAAGGAAAUCCUAUUGGGUGGUAUAAGAAGAAGAUGCUAUGGUACCCCCAUUAGCAAGUUGGGUGGCUUGUCACCAUGCUUGAAAGUGGGCUGCAAUUUUCCAAGAUGCUGGCCCAAGGAGCUACACCCAACUCCAUUUGGUUUUAGGUGAGCCCUUAAAGACUGUCUUACGGCCCACUGGUGACCUACUGAGGGCCUGUAAGCUUGCCCAGUUACUCUGUAAAUAAACAUGUAUGGGAAUAUAGCCAUGCCCAUUUAUUUAUGCAUUGUCUUGGUGCUGCUGUCUUGCAGAGCUAAGUAGCUUCAACAGAAAGUUUUGAUCCCACAGAGCCUGAAAUAGGUACUUGCUGGACCUUUCAGAAAAUGUUGAUCCUUGCUUAAGAAAUACUACUUUUUCUGGAGCAAAUGUACUCUUAAUUUUUCUUCUUCUGUGUUUUCUGUGUUCUUCUUUUCUUUUUUCCUCAUUGUCCAUCAGUUUUUUAUAUUUAUUUUUUCUAUGAGUCACUAUAUUGAUAUAAUGCAUCAAAUACCAUACUCGAAAACUUGAGCUACCUUCUCCUUUGUCUUCUUUUGAUCACCUCUCACCUAAGCCAGAAUGAAGCCACUGUUAAGCUUCUGUAGAGUCAGAACCUGUGAAGCCAUAGGAUUUAUAAUUCAAAAAGGAUGUGUGUCCAGCUUCACUUCUUUUGUUACUGAAGUAUACCAAGAUUUUAUUUCUUUUGCGAUGACUUAAGACCGCUUUCACUGGAUGCAAAAUUUUACAAACUCCAGUUAGAUAUGGAAAAUAUCUUUGCCCAGAGCAGUUAUUACAGGCUAAACUAUUCUUUAUUAUAUCAUGUCUUUUUGGACAGCUUCUAGGAAAAGAAAAAUAUUGGCACUGAAAUUUUUCAUUCACAAAUUCUUUUCAAAAUAAGCUUAUUGAAAGCCAACAAAUUGCAAAAUAAAGGGGUAAGGUUUAGAAAAAGGGUCCAAAUAGUGCAUUUUUUUAACCUGAGAAGUCAAGAAUUAUGUCUUUAGAACAAAUCUAACCAAGCCCCUUCCUGCAAAAUUAAGAAUAUUCUGUUAUGUAGAAUACAAACAGGAUGGUGGUUAAAAUGCCCCCCAAGCAAUGACUGUUUUAGUUAUUUUGAAACAGAUUUUUAAUUUAACUUUUUUUGUGACUUUUAUCACAUAGUUUAUCCACUGAAAUGCUAGAAUUUUUUUUUUUCCUCAGAGUAUAAAAUCAUGUCAGUCCUCACAUCUUAAAGUAUUCAUCCUCACGUUCACUGCCUAAAAUCAUUUGGGGGGGGAAGAGGUGGGGGGAGAGUAUCAUAUUUAAAAUAAUUGUAGAUGGGAACUCUUUUCCCAUUAAUUUUUAAUAUUUAUUGAGGCACAGUGAUUUAUGACACUACUAAUGAUGUUUUUAUGCAUGCAUCAUUCCAGCACCACACUCAUCUGCUUUUGGAGGUGGCCUUCAAUACAGUUCUCUUGAAACAUUAGGACAGACUCUUAUUUCUUGUAGUGGGUGAAAUAUAGGUCAGACACCUUUCCUUUAAAGAUAAGAAAUAAUACCUGGGCAGAAGCCCAGAGCUCCCACUGCUCCUUCUGCCUCAGAGCUUUGCCAUCCUAUACUAGGGACCCACUUUGGACUCCUGGUGGACAGUGUCCUUGUUUAGGCCUUUGCCUCUGGAAUUUAGGCAAAGGAAGUGCAUUUCCUCUGUGAUCUUCCUUUUCCCAGAGCCCUAGAGGUUUAUGCCUAGUGCACAAGGAAGCAGCCCUUGCUGUGUCCUCCCGUGUUCUCACCUGCCUGGGAUCCUCGUUUUUAACACAAGGGGCUCAAGAUGCCAAAGGCAUGCAAAAGUGUAGAUUGCUUGUAAUAGGACGAACCAAGUUGCUUUUAUAAUGCAUUAGGAACUAAAAAGCAUUUUACCUUUUUUAAGGAACAUUAGAGAUAGGUCACGUAUCUAAAACUCUUUAUACUGCCCAACCCUUUCCAGAAAAAGUUACUGACUUCUGUGGUAUUAUUCAAGGUCAAAGUGUGAAAGCAGUUAGCCCAGAUUUUUUCUUUUUUCCCAUUUAAUCCAGUGUUGCAGCCUUUCUUUACUUUUAAAUUCUAGGCUGUCUUGCCUGUUCGCCUCAGCAUGUAGCUGCUAUUGCACAUUCUUCCUAAAUAACGCUUGUGCGCUAAUGAAAAAUAAAUUCCUUUGUUGAGUUGGUGGGCCUACAACCACAGCAGCUAUGAUGCGUAGUUAAAACUAAACAUCUUUCCAUCUUCAUGUUUGUGAAUCAAGGUUAGCUUGAGUCAUGGAGAGACAUUCCUCUGUCACAGUCCUCAGCACAAAUGGAUUACUGAUGAGUUUAAAGCUGGAAUAGUGCCUCUCCCUGGCAAGCACAGAGCCUGUCAGUUUUUCUCCUCCAGAACCUUCCUUUCCCCCGUACAGUAGAUUUGCAAGUUUUCUCACUCCCAAGUCCUUGUAAGCAUCAAUAACUGCCUUUUCCUGAUGGAACCUUGAUUCCAGACCCUUUUCUCACCUCUCUUGGGAAUACCAGCAUGUCAGUUCCUUACACACCAGCAGCUUUAGACCGAAGAAACCCAGCGUGCUCCUGUCCAGUAGGUGAAGCCUGCCCAGGCCUGGCUCACCUGCUUCUCCUGAAGAGCCACCUCUGACGUCUCAUCUCCCUCUUCUGCUUAUGCCGUCUGCCUCCUUAGAGGUGUCUACUCUGGGACAGUCUCCCAAGUGCUUCACGGAACACAUGUGUCAUAGUAGAAGGCGUUCUUGCCGCAACUCUUUCUCAUCUCGCCAUGGGGUCCAAGUGAAAUCAAACUUAACUUUUCCACCUCUGUUAGUUUCUGUAACCUACACCUCAUGUUGUCUAAUAGCUAAAGCUAGAGUAUUUGGGAGCUGGUUUGUGGGAAAGAUGCUAUACAAGCAAGAUUUGCAUAAUUUUGUACAUUUAUACUAUAGAUAGGGAUUAGUUUUAGAACCACUAUAGCUUAAAGUUGUUAUUUUCAGCAGUGGUUUGGACAUUCUUAUAGUUCUGGAAGACUGUUAGUGACAAUGGUUUAAAAUGCAUAUAAUAUUUAUACACACCACUGUGGAGUUUAUUCCUCUGUAAAUAGUGAUAUUUUCCUGCUCAAAUGCCUCUAUAGAGUAUUUAUUUUAACAAAAAAUUAAAUUGUCAAAAGGGCUUUCCAAAAAAAGUGUUUUUCUAGCCACCCAUCCUCCCCAACUUCCAAGUUCAGCCAUUGAACCCCACCCCUGACGGCACAGUGGUGCAGAAGGAGUGGGGCCCAGAACCCUUCAUUGUAUUGGGGGCAGAUGCUCCCUGGAUUUGAAACCCAAGUACAUCUUCCCUAUGUCUCCCGUCCCAGAACAAUUUGGCCCCCACCCCCGUCCAGUCUGUAUACCCAGCAUGGCUUCAGGACUUGCUUCAGAAUGCCCACUUUCACAUUGCGUGGCUCCCUUCAGCCCGGGCAGGGGUUAGCAAGCCGUAUUCCCUAGUUGUAGCCCUAGGGAGAUCCAAAUCCACACCAGUGGGAUUAGAAAGGAGGAGAAAAAUGCCUGUUGCUUCAAGAAAGCAUUAAGAUGUCUCUGAGUCUGUCCCGUGUCUGUGGGAGACACCUGUUCACCCUCAUUCAUUGUGGGAGAGGAGCAUGUUUCCUUCCCCAUGCUGACAGUUGUCCUGAGUGCAGUGUGCGCCCUGCCGCAGGGAGCAUCUAUGCAGAUGUGGGCCAGGCCCCCUGGAACUGAUGGUUACGGAACAAGGCCAUCUGUUCUAAGAUGUGUGCAGCUUUACUAAUCAGGAGUUCUGGCCUGCGAUUCACAGCCCCCCUCCAUGCUUUAUGGUCACGUUCCCCCCUCUGCCCUGUCCCUGGGCACACCUGUCUCUCUCACGAUUCUCAUUCUGCCCGGUUGGCUGGACUGAGAACUGUAGCCUGGUACUGCAGCGAGCCUGGGACUGGACACAGGGAUUUUUGUCAUCCUUUCGAACCAUAGUUUGUGUACUGACUCAUGGCCUCCCUUUGUCUUUUCUAAACAAAUGAGGAGGACACUUGAACAGUAUUGCUGGAGAAUGUUUUUUCUAAGAUACUAUUUGUAAGCAAAUCCGAUUUUGAGAUGAAAUGUGAAUGGAUAACUAGGUGCCAGGGAAUUUCGCACUGAAAUAGACAGAACUUUUUUAAACUGUGCAGGAAGAAAUAAAUUUUGCUUUCACCUAAAUGUUCACAGAAGUAAUGAUGUAAAUAGUUUUUUAAAAAAUAUUUAUUACAUGUGCUGUACACAGAUUCACGUUCUGAGUGAUGUUGGUUUGCAUUGUAGUAGUGCAGAAGAAUCUAUUUUGAGCAGUGGACUUCUUUCAUAAUACAGAUCGCACAUGGAGAAAGAACAAAACCAGCAGGUUGAGAGCUGUUUGGGGCAUUGGAUCUUUAAUGCAACAUCAAAUCCAAGCUUUAAUUGUCCCUUCUUCCUUCUCAUCUGGUUACAUACACACAUAUGUAUGUGCGCAUGUAUAUGUAUGUAUGUAUGCAAAUACACAUACAUGCACAUAUGUAUGAUAAGCUGGUCCGUGGUGGGCCCCCAGAUCUGCAGAGCAGAUUUCUAGGUGUUCUUUCUGAUGUGUUGCCCAUAAGCAAUAAAAUCCUAGGUAAUAGCAUUUGUUACGGGCUCCAAGUUGGCCCUUGACUCAGAGGAUAGGGUAGGGAUAGAACAGCUCUUGCUAAGACCUCUUGCCUUUGGUGGAGAGGUUGCUGUACUUGAAUUUUUGCUUCUGUUGGUCUGCACGCUUCUUCACAUCAUACGCCUCUAGCAGUGUAUGAGAAAUCAGCCAGCCACAGACACAUCCCAAACAGGGCACAGAGAUGGGAAAACUAGCAAUUCUGCAUGAGUUUGCAGAGUUUCCAGAAUCAAGUUGAGGCAAAGUUUAUUUGGUUAGGGAGUAGAUGUAAAAACCGUCACAUUAUUAACAGAAAUGACCGUAUCGAUAUUUCAACUCUAAAAGACAGCUCUUUUCCUGUCCUCUGUGCCUGGGUUUGGUGAAUCGCCGCCCCUUUGUGUCUGCGCUCACGCCGUAGGUCAGGGUGUGGAGGGCACCGGUCCCUCCGUCUCUCAGCGUGUCCAGCCCAACAGACCUUUAAGCUGUUUAGCAGCUUCUCCUUGUGGCCGUCCUAAACUUUUUGAAGAAUACCCCAUACCCAGAUAACCAUUUAUAGAAUAAUGUAGUCUCGUAGGCUUUUGGAAUAUGUCUUUUGUAUUUAUGAUGGCAUUUGGAACUUUUUCACUAGUGUUUUUUAGAUUGAAGUGGGUGCAUUAGGAUAAUGCUUUCCGUUGCUCUGCCUGAGCGCAGGCAAGAGGAAAGAAAGGAACCUCUAUUGUGUCAUUGAGAGGGUGACUACUUGUGGUGGGAGGGCGGGGGAGGGUCGUUGUAAAUGAUGUGGGGGUAAAAGAGGAUUCUGGCCGGAGGCUCCCCAAGUCUUAUUACCUUGUAAUAAAUAAUCCCCUCUUAGCCUCACUUAAUCUCAAGCCUGCUGUUUACCCUCAGGGAACAAGUAGUUUUCAAAAUUGAGCUCCUCCGAUUGGCCAGUGUCUGUCGACUUUGGGCGUUUUUUUGUGAACUCAUGGCAUUUUCCCAUAUGCAUAAAGAUAUUAAGAAAUUCAACCCCAACCUGUAUGAAAAGCACAGCCCAGGCUCCUGUUCGAGGCUAGCCUGAACGCCUCAAGCAGGGGCCCGGGGGUCGUAGGAGGCCCAUGCAAUUUAACUGAAGCUCAGGUGCCGUGUUGGGUUUGUAUUCUGUUUAGGCCGCUACCCUUCAGGAUGAGUUUAGGACAAGGGCUGCCGAUCCCGUUGUGGAUUUAGGGAGCUCUAAGAUGAAUCUACCGUUCCUUUCCAAGUCUUUCCGCUUCCUCCUGUAGUUGUCAUUUCUGGGGUCAGUCUCAUAGUUGUUCGGAUGUGUUCCUCUUUUGCUGUCUCGUGAGUUUUAGCUAGUGAUCCCUAUGCCCAAGGAGAGCGUCUCGGGGCGGGGGGGCCUCCCCGCUUCCCAGCUUCGAUUGUGUGCCCCAGACCUGGGUGAAGGCGGCCUUCCCAGAGAGCCGUGAGAGGAGAGCUCCGCAGAUGCUAGUCCGGAUGAUCGUUGUGUAUCUCUUAGGCCUGGAUUUCCACCUUGUUAGUGGGUAUAGGAAAAUACUGUGUCUUUAAUGGAUGAAAAUUCAAUGUAUGCUGUGAAUUUGUUGGUUUGAAACAUUGAAAAAAAAAUUUUUUUUCAUUAGACAAUGUUUACAUACCUCACCUGAAGAACCUUCGAGAGUGUAUAUAUGAAAUUUAAAAAUAUAUUAAGUUGCUUUAAAACAAUAUGUAUAGCUAUAAAAGUUGGAGUUAUUUUAACUUUGAAUAUGUACCAAGUCUCUUAAAUCUUGAAUCCUUGUGGACUUUUUGUGCUUCUGUGUUUCACUUUCCUGUUAGGCCAGGGAGGAAGCUGUGUUCCCGUUCCCGUGAGAAGGGUGCCCUGUGGGCCUGCGCACAGGACUCCCUUGGUUGUGUCCCAUGUUCCUGUUUGGUGUUGAGGGGUGGGGUAUGGUUCUAGAGGAUGUGUGCGAGGGGUUUCUCUAACAUUGACAUCUAUUCCAUGAGCUUUUCCUAGGCGCUUAUUUUAUCGCAGCGUAUUAAACUUAUUUGAUAUUAAA
This is a messenger RNA of Sorex araneus (European shrew), 15661 nucleotides long. RefSeq names its product ligand dependent nuclear receptor corepressor (gene LCOR). The transcript is spliced from 7 exons. The record is from RefSeq and is a predicted model, not a curated record. The coding region runs from base 318 to 5348 and encodes 1676 amino acids. Gene Ontology annotation, molecular function: DNA binding. Lineage: Eukaryota; Metazoa; Chordata; Mammalia; Eulipotyphla; Soricidae.